AUGCCCAGUCUGGCCGAUUGCCCGCGGCCUCCUACGCCGUCAUCUUCCCCUCAUUCAUUCCCCAAUGCCUUUACGCAUUCUUCUGCAUGUCCGCCUCGAGGCAAUGGGCGGUCGACCAACAUAGUUCCGCAGAGUUCCACAUCCAGGGCAACACCCAGCCCGAGUAGAGACACACAGAGCGCCGCGCUUGCGUCGUCCAGCCGCAUGGGCAUGGCCGUGAACAAGAUUGAGCAGAUCAUGGAAACUGUACUGGACAAUAUCAUCCGGGGCACAGAAUUGACCAUUCCCUUUUCUCGCCGCACCAGGCCCAGAGCCCGUGUUGCAUCCCGGGAUGGCGAUGCAGCCAGGCAGCAGCCCUGUGGCUUUGUGUCCUUUCCCGGGAAGACCGAGGCCGAGGGCAAACUUUUCAACAAGGCCACCACUGACGAAGCAAAGUCCAAAGGCUACCCGACUCUCGUUACCCGCUCGUUCCUACACCACAUCCAUGAGACAGCACCCAGGCUUCCCAUCUACGGGCUGGUCGACUACGAUCCGCACGGCCUGCGCAUCUUCCGAACGUACAAAUAUGGCAGCCAGAGUCUGAGCCACGAGGCCAAUACGACGGUCCCCGGAAUGAAGUGGCUGGGUAUCCAGAGCUGUGACCUUUUCUGUCCUCGAAAUUCCGUCGGCGCGCGUCAUACGUGGUCGGCCCUGAACGACGUUCUGCCGUUGACCGACACGGACCGGCGUACGGCUGUGUGUCUUCUCAAAGACAUGAUCUACGGCGCCAAAGCCGACUCCGAUGCAGCGUCCCUUGAGCAGUACCGCGAAGUGCAGGUCAUGCUCAUGCUCAAUAUCAAAGCUGAGAUCCAGGCGGCCGACGACUAUGGAGAUCUCGCGACUUGGCUGGACGAAAAGCUUUACCAAGACCAGGAAGGUGGCUUGGAUAUUAUUUGA
Sporothrix brasiliensis 5110 is the source of this 936-nucleotide messenger RNA. RefSeq lists its product as uncharacterized. The record is from RefSeq and is a predicted model, not a curated record. Gene Ontology annotation, biological process: reciprocal meiotic recombination; meiotic DNA double-strand break processing; meiotic DNA double-strand break formation. The coding region runs from base 1 to 936 and encodes 311 amino acids. The transcript is spliced from 2 exons. Lineage: Eukaryota; Fungi; Ascomycota; Sordariomycetes; Ophiostomatales; Ophiostomataceae. Gene Ontology annotation, cellular component: nuclear chromosome. Gene Ontology annotation, molecular function: DNA topoisomerase type II (double strand cut, ATP-hydrolyzing) activity; DNA binding.